AUGUUGAUGACACGAAAGAAGAUCCUCGAUAGCGUCCCCCGCUAUCGAGCAGUCCUGCAAGACGAGCCGGAGUAUUUUUCGGUUGGGCACGACAUGGGCAUCCCAUUCGUGCUGACCGAACAAAUGCAAAGUGAGAAGGAUGCGGCGGUUCUCGCCUGCGGCAUCGGGGACGCAAGGCUCCUCUAUGCCACCAUCGUCUUCGCGGCGAUGGUGGCGCCCAAGUCCAAGCAGUUCCACUUCACGCUCGUGGACGUGAAGCCCGCCGUCUUUGCUCGCGAUCUGCUCGUCUUCCACAUGUUAGUGGCAAUGCGGAACCAGGCAGGCGAGAAGAAAGAGGAAACAAGCUGGGCAAUAGCCUAUGUGUUUGCCGGCCAGGUCAUGCCGCCCUGGGCUUCUGAGAUUCUCCAUGAGAGCAUAUCGGCUCUCAUCACCGCGUUAGAAGAUGCCUCCAGCAACGUCAUGGACAUCUUCUAUGUUUCUGGUCCUGCCCGUGAGAAGAUCAUCCAUAUCUUGAAGCAGUGGCGUGAGCCUCCUGUGGAGAUCUACACGGUGGCUGCCAUCCGACGAAUGAUGGUAGAGCAGUCGGACGCUCAGAAUAAAGCCUUCGUCAAGGAGUCUGAAGAUGAACCACCCAACCCCAAGCUCCCUCCCGGCUGUCUACAUACAGACAGUGACGCACGACUCUUUAGCGACAUUCAUGUCGCGUUGCCUUCGGUGCCUCUACUCGAGAGGCAUGAGCCCGAGCUCCUCGUCCUUUCUAAAGCGUAUCGUGAGAGUCACAGUCCCUCUGACCGGAAGGCUCUGGACGACUAUAUCAACUCGACCUGGAAGCCUAAUGUCACCGUCAUCGAUUUCGAAUUUGAACUCAAGUGCGAGGAUCGCGGAAAGCUGUCUGGUCAACCUUUCUUCAACUGGUCCCCUGACGGCGUUGCUACGGCUCUUUUCAUGGCCCUGCCAUACCAGAUAUUCCUGUCCAAGCCGGGCGUGUUUGAACAUAUCUCCGCUUUUUUCCGCAAGGUUUCAUCCAGUCUCGAGAAGCUCGGCGACCGCAUUGUCAUCGAAGUCGUUACAGGAGAGAUGAAUGACACAUUUGAACGUCUGCGAUACGGGCUCCUCCGGUUUGGGCAAAAGGCCAUUGGAAACCUAGACCCGAGCAAGUUCCCAAACAGAUUCGACAAGAUCGACAUGAGCAAUAUCCCUGAUUACGUCGGGGGCUCCUUCACGUCUUUCAUCCACGGUAUACCCCUCCUUCGAGAGGAACGACGAUCCCUCCUGAGAUCCUACGUACUUCGAAACCUACACGCCUGGGAUUCUCACGAUAUAUUCCUAGCAGAGUAUCUUGUCCUCGGCAAACGCGAGGUGAUUCAGUCCCAUUUCCGGACAGAUCUUACGCAACUCUCCUUGGGUCAUGAACUUAGGAACGCAGGCAAGACUUCACCUUCUGGAAGUACAGCCAUGAGCACUCCAUUGGAGUGGCAGCGCACCGCGCCACUCUCAUCGCAUCUGCCCCUCGGAGACCGCAUGUCACGGCGAAGACUCGAACGGUGGCUCCAUUCUCACUUCCUCAAGCUUUGCCUGCCGCAUAUUCGCUACCGAGCCUCGAAUGUGGGUGUGAGCGCCCCCCUGAACUUGACAUCCUUCCUCCAUCUCAUCGCUCACGUCGUCUCUCUUGGGUAUCCACGCGCUUGGCUCUCUCGCGUAUUACACAAGUUGUGCACUGGCAUGUUGACUCAGACUCAAGCCGCCCCUCCUGUCGAUGAGAUCACGGACGAGGACCUGGCCGAGGUUAUAUUCAACCCAGUCGACUUCUCCGUUGGUCCUUUCGCCGCAGAGUUUCGCACUCUCGUCGCCAUCUGGGAGCCAAUCCUCGACGUUCCCUUGGCCUGGAACACCCCCGUCGCUGGCAAGAAGCUCCUCCCGGAAGCCGAGAUGAUUCGAAAGUUCACCGUCCGAUUCCCGAAGGGGCCGAUCGUGACUACAGGCUUGUUGGAAAUCAGCUGCUUCUCGGUAGUCCUGAAGAAGAAGUCGCUCAAGGCUCCAGGCCGCACUCUCCGAGGGUUUCUAGACGACCGGAUGGACGAAUGUCCCAAACUUCCUGAUGCCAAGCGUGUCCGGAGGGAGCCGCAUGUACACGUGAUCUCGGCAUGCAAGUUCACGCCCGAGACGUUCGAGGUGGAGUUUUGGCUCGACGAGAGAGAGGUGGACACCCUGGUCGCUGAGACUGGCUGGGAGGCGUGGAUCUGGCGCACUGAUGUGUACGAAUCGGCCAUGGGCCCUGUUUCUCUGGACAGUUAUGGUGACUUGGUCAAGGGCGAAGCUUGGUCCGAGACGAUCUAA
This is a messenger RNA of Clonostachys rhizophaga, 2337 nucleotides long. The record is from the annotation of a GenBank genome assembly. Lineage: Eukaryota; Fungi; Ascomycota; Sordariomycetes; Hypocreales; Bionectriaceae.